CGCGCAGCCUGACAGGCGCACAGCCUGACAGACUCAGCUGAGGGCAACAACUCUACUUGACUCUACCUUCUCCUUCGCGGUGCAUUUCGGGACUUUACGUAAAACCGACAUGGCGGCCGCCUGCGCGAGAACGCUGUGUAAGGUCGGCUGGACUCUGCUGGACUCUCCGGCCGGUCUCAGACCCGGUACCGUGUACAGGCUGGUGGGGAAUGUGAGCGCACAGGGGUCUAGGAGGGCGUACGGUACCGGCGGGACCGGGGUCCGCUCCAAACUCCUCUCCGGUCUACGUGGGGGUGGAGGCAGGGUGGUGGGCUGCGCCUUCCUGCUGGGUGGAGGUCUGGGUUUGUAUCACACCGUGAAGCUCCAGGUCCAGCAGCACCUGGCCGAGGAGGACACCAAGGUUUCAGGAGGAGGUCUGAAGUUAACUCUGUACCAGUACAAGACCUGCCCCUUCUGCAGCAAGGUGCGGGCAUUUCUGGACUACCACAGGCUACCGUAUGAGAUCGUAGAGGUGAACCCUGUGAUGAGGAAGGAGAUCAAGUGGUCAACCUACAGAAAGGUUCCCAUCCUGAUGGUGGAUAGCGAAGUGCAACUGAAUGACUCGUCUGUCAUCAUCAGCGCCCUCAAGACAUAUUUAAUCAACAAUAAACCUUUGUCGUCCAGGGAGAAAGGUAUGUCUGAAAUCCUUCGCUGCUACCCGGAGUUGAAGUCGGUGAAUGAACGCGGGAAGGAGGUGACAGAAUAUAGCAACAAGUAUUGGCUGAUGCUGAGCGAGGACGAGACUUUGGCAACUUACCCAGAAAAGGAUUUGCAGAAAGAGGAGAUGAAGUGGCGUAAGUGGGCUGAUGACUGGCUGGUGCAUCUUAUAUCUCCCAACGUAUACCGAACAACUGGUGAGGCCCUGGCCUCCUUCGACUACAUCGUACGUGAGGGCAAGUUUGGUGCUUUCGAAGGUUUCUUUGCCAAAUAUGUCGGUGCGGCCGCCAUGUUUCUCAUCUCGAAAAGGCUAAAAAGUCGACACAACCUGCAGGACGAUGUCAGGCAGGAUCUAUAUGAAGCAGUCAACGACUGGGUGGCAGCCAUUGGCAAGAAGAGGAAGUUCAUGGGUGGAGAUCAACCUAACCUUGCAGACCUGGCUGUGUUUGGCGUCCUCAGAGUGAUGGAAGGCCUGCAGGCGUUUGACGACAUGAUGGAGAACACCAAGGUCAAAAACUGGUACAGACGUGUGGAGAGAGCGUCGCUCAACUACGAGGGCCCCAACUGAAGCCGAAGUGAGUCGAACAGAUCAAGAACACCGCAGAACACCAAGAGCAGCUUCGAGCCAUCAGAAAGACUGGGUGGUAAACCGUGGGAAAGACGGAAAGACAGUGACCAGCAUCAGGAAGCAAGAAGUCCUGCUUUGAUUGUGGAAACUUUGUUUGAUUUCCUGCUAGACGCAUAUGAGGUUAAACCUAUUGAUUUGUAUGAAAGACUUAACUGCAGUCGUUUAUGUAUAUAAAAAGAUCACACACAUGAAAAUCUAAAAAAACAUAAAGUCUGCUGUUCAGUUAGGGGUACUUUACUAACCUCUACUGGUUAACUGUGACACUUGCAACAAUGUCAAUCAAACAUACUGUUUUAUCAAUAAAUAAUCAAUAUUGUCAUCACCAAAAAUAUUGAAACAUACUUGACCAACACAGUAAAGUCUCAUUGUGAAAAUAUAAAUUCUUGCCCCUUUAAUAGUUAAAGAGUCUACAUUGUUUCCAUGCAGAUCUGUAAAACAUUUCCAGACUUAAAGCCUUAAUUUCACAAAAGGACAGAAAAUGCUUAACAGAGGUGUUUGUCAGUCCUAAUCAUAACCCGAAACAUUGUUAAAUAUAAAAAUCUAGAAUAACAAGGCCUACUUUAGUGGUUUUCAACCAAAGAUUGUGGACUCCCAAGCGUAUUGUAUGAAAAACAAAUGUACAAAUCUGUUCUCAUUUCUUCACAUUUUGCUGCAAUUAUGACUGACUUUCCAUCAUAAAUAUAGUUUUAGCUCUCUACAGCUUCUGACUGAAAAAGAGAAAUAAUUGGAGGCCUGGUACGCAUCACUUAGUUUUAAGUGAUGAAAAAUGUUGAAAUUAUGGUCUUUGGUAACGCACAGUGCUCAGCUAAAUUAUCAUUUAAUUAAAGUGGAUUUUUUUUAAGGCAGAUGUUGCCCUAAAAAAUUUUUAUUUUGAUUUCUUCUCUGUUCAGUAGUUUCUGUGUAAACAUGCUAUAAAUACAACAUCAGGUUAUCUCUGGAGUAUCUUUAAUUUUCUGUGUAACUGAUGCAGGAUCAGUCUGGCAGCAAAGAAUCAAACUUAUGCGCUGGUGUUGUCUUUGGGAUAGAAUGAAAUAAAAUGUUAAGUUUGAAUGUACUUAAUAUGCAAACUGAAGAUUAAUUUCUGUAUUAAUUGUAAUAAAACCAAUUCAAUGUGCAUAGUUGUAAAAAGUUAAAAUAAAUAUGGACAUGAA
Messenger RNA from Larimichthys crocea (large yellow croaker), 2475 nucleotides. RefSeq names its product prostaglandin E synthase 2-like (gene ptgesl). The coding region runs from base 110 to 1264 and encodes 384 amino acids. Gene Ontology annotation, molecular function: prostaglandin-E synthase activity. The transcript has 7 exons. The record is from RefSeq and is a predicted model, not a curated record. Lineage: Eukaryota; Metazoa; Chordata; Actinopteri; Sciaenidae. Gene Ontology annotation, cellular component: mitochondrion.